Molecule: messenger RNA, 3254 nt
Organism: Vitis vinifera (wine grape)
Lineage: Eukaryota; Viridiplantae; Streptophyta; Magnoliopsida; Vitales; Vitaceae
Product: pre-mRNA-splicing factor ATP-dependent RNA helicase DEAH10
Exons: 14
Coding region: 509-2689 (726 amino acids)
Biological process (GO): positive regulation of transcription by RNA polymerase I
Cellular component (GO): intracellular anatomical structure; nucleolus
Molecular function (GO): RNA binding; ATP binding
Source: RefSeq, a predicted model, not a curated record
CAGUGAGCUCUCGAACAUCGUGUGCGAGAUUUAUGGGCUCAUAGUAGAGAUCAGCCCAUUUCAGCCUAAUAAUUCAAUGGGCUGAUCCAGGCUCAACCCACUAUUUCUUGACUGAACAGUGAAUUCACGUAGCCCCCAAUCUCUCUGUUUACAGAAGAGCGUCCAGUCUUCCUUCCUCCAAAGGCUGCUGUUGGGUCGAUCCCCGGGUUCAAGGUAUUCCGUUUCCGUUUACACGAAGCAUUCUGUCUCUGUUAACAAAAAAGCAUUCAAUCGUCGUUCUCCAAAAGCUGCGUCUCCAUCGGCCUCUGAGUUCAAGUUGUACCUUCGCUCCAGUGCCUGCUGCUCACUACCACUGCUGCUCCCACACCAUCACUGACCUCCAGUCAAAGUUCCAUUCAAAUCAACGAAACAUAGUGACGAUCUCAGCUGGUUUCCUGGUCACCCAUCCUUACAACUCUCUCCACAAACAAUGAUGAGAGAGAACUGCAAGUGAAGCUGAACAGAAAAAAUGACCAAUAAUAAUAAUAAUAAUAUUCCAGUGAAUGAAAUGCACUGGCCUUUGGUGGAUAAAGCUGACAAGAAGAAGCCCAAAAUUAGGGAUUUGCCCUAUUGUCAGGGGAACCGGAAGCAAAGGCUUGAACAACAGAGAAAGGCUCUUCCAAUAGCUUCAGUUGAGAAACGACUUGUGGAGGAAGUCCAAAAGAAUGACACACUGAUAAUUGUUGGUGAAACUGGAAGCGGAAAAACAACACAGUUACCUCAGUUUCUACUCAAUGGUGGAUUUUGUCAUGAUGGAAAAAUCAUUGGGAUCACUCAACCCAGACGCGUUGCAGCUGUCACUGUUGCAAAACGGGUAGCUGAAGAGUGUGGUGUUGAGUUGGGUCAAAAGGUUGGAUAUUCCAUAAGAUUUGAGGAUGUUACUUCUAGUUCAACGAGGAUCAAGUAUAUGACAGAUGGAUUGCUACUAAGGGAAGCAUUACUGGAUCCAUUUCUCUCUAGGUAUUCAGUUAUCAUUGUUGAUGAAGCUCAUGAGAGAACCAUUCACACUGAUGUGUUGCUGGGCUUAUUGAAAAAUGUACAAAAUGCAAGGUCAAGAUCUAUCAAUAAAUGUCUUAAUAUUGAAAAUACGGAGGCAAACUAUGGCAAACUGUUGAAGAGAGAAAAUGAUGCUAACUGUGUCAGUAUUCUCAAGAGAUGCCAAGGUGUAAAAUUCCCUUCCUUGAAGUUGAUCAUAAUGUCUGCCAGCUUGGAUGCACGGGGUUUCUCUGAGUACUUUGGUGGUGCAAGAUCUGUAUACAUUCAAGGGCGACAGUUUCCUGUGGAUAUUUUUUAUACCCAUCAUGCUGAGCCAGAUUAUGUAGAUGCAGCCUUAAUUACUAUAUUUCAGAUUCAUUUGGAGGAGGGCCCUGGUGAUAUACUUGUAUUUUUGACUGGGCAAGAAGAGAUUGAAUCUGUUGAGAGACUUGUGCAAGAGCGACUUCGGCAAUUACCUGAAGGAAGUCAAAAGCUUCUAACUGUUCCCAUAUUCUCAUCUCUCCCCUCAGAACAGCAAAUGAAAGCUUUCAUGCCAGCUCCAGCUGGGUUCCGUAAGGUAAUAUUGGCAACAAAUAUUGCUGAGACAUCGGUUACAAUACCUGGAAUCAAGUAUGUUAUAGAUCCUGGAGUGGUGAAAGCGCGCACUUACAAUGCACAUACGGGGAUUGAGUCAUUGGAUAUUGUUAAAACGUCAAAAGCACAGGCUCUUCAAAGGAGUGGACGUGCAGGGCGUGAAAGACCUGGGAAGUGCUUUCGGCUCUACCCAGAGAGUGAAUUUGGACAACUUGCAGAUUCUACAGAGCCAGAGAUCAAGCGUUGCAACCUCUCAAAUGUCAUUUUGCAGCUUAAGGCUUUAGGUGUGGAUGAUAUUAUUGGGUUCGACUUCUUGGAAAAACCAUCAAGGAUGGCUAUUGUCAAAUCAUUGGAGCAGUUGUUCUUGCUAGGUGCUAUAACAGAUGAUUCUAAGCUGUCAGAUCCUAUUGGGCAUCAAAUGGCUCGUCUGCCUUUAGACCCUGUUUAUUCCAAAGCUCUCAUCCUAGCUAGUCAGUUCAACUGUUUGGAAGAAAUGUUGAUAGCUGUGGCAAUGCUCUCAGUGGAAUCUAUUUUUUAUACCCCUCGUGAGAAGUUAGAAGAGGCGAGAACUGCGAUGAAAUGCUUUUCAAGUCCAGAGGGGGACCAUAUUACCUUGAUUAAUGUAUACCGGGCCUCUGAUGAGUUUGUAGAGAAGAUCAAGCAGGGAAAUGAUAAAGAAAAGACUGAAAAAAAAUUGAGAAAGUGGUGCAAAGAAAAUUUCAUCAAUAGUCGGUCUCUGAGGCAUGCUCGUGACAUUCACAGUCAAAUUCGACGACAUGCUGAACAAAUGGGUCUUUGUGUUGCUUCUUGUGGAGAUGACAUGCUUCAGUUUCGCAGAUGCCUUGCUGCUUCCUUCUUCCUCAAUGCCGCUUUGAAGCAACCUGAGGGUACAUACAGGGCAUUGGCAAGUGGUCAGUCGGUGCGGAUCCAUCCUUCUUCUGUGUUAUUCCGGACAAAGCCAGAGUGUAUAAUUUUCAAUGAACUAGUGCAAACUAAUCAUUGCUACAUUCGCAACAUAACUAGAAUCGAUUUCUUGUGGCUACCUGAACUUGCUCCUCAAUACUACGCUGUGCAGAAUUAGAUUAUCUGGUGUCAUUGAAUGGGCAUGGAGAGGCUAGGGGAUUUCAAUCUUUCCUGCUUCUUGCUUUGUUGUGGCUAUUUAUUACGGGAUGCAUCCAGGUGGUGGAAUUUGACUGAAACCUGAUCCUGGUCUAUCCAUUAAUGAUGAAAGAGGAACAUUUUGGAGUAUUGGGAAGUCUCUAAAGGUUUGUCCAUGUGCUGGAAUUGGGCAAUGCAGGAGGGGAAUUUUGUGGAAUAUUGGAAAAUCUCUCAACAUUUGUCCAUAUGCUGCUGUAUGCUGGCCGCCAUUUCAGGGUGGGGGACUUGUUGACUUGUUUCAAUGGACUUGGCUACUCCAAAACAAUGAAAGGCUUGGUGGUGCAGCCUGCCCGGUGGCUGUAGCAAUCUUGAGGAUUGGUAUGGCUGCCCCUGAGUCAAUCAAUCGCAUGUGACAGGUUGAUGGGUGACGAGUGAAGAAGGCUGUAAACUUAUAAUUAUUUCUCAUAUAUAUUUUUUUUCUCUAAAAUUAUGUAUUAGUUUUAUGCAUGCUGAAACUGCCUAUGAAUGCCAGAGAUGUUUAUUGCUUA